AUGCAGUCGGACUUUUGGAGGUUAGGGCUAGUUAACUUGUAGUGUAGUAGGCUACUGCACUCACAAAUAAAAGAGAGAGGUUGCGCUAUACAGUCCUGUAUCUACCAAACAAUUGUAAUAAGACAGUCUGCAAAGGAUGUUGUCAUUUCGAUUGCUUUGCCUUUUGGGAGUGCUCAGAGGCACCAUGACCAGACUGGCUGAAGUGACUAAUGUUGCUCUUGGUGGAAUCGCCACACAGUCUGGUAAGACAUGGGAAUGGGGGCAUGCCAAUAAUGCGAUCGAUGGUAACAGAGAUUCCAACUGGUACCACUACUCCUGUUCACACACGGUUCUUGAACCCAACCCCUGGUGGAGGGUUGAUCUACUGAAGAAAUACAGAGUGCACUCUGUGGUUAUCACCAACAGAGGAGACUGCUGUCCAAUGAGAUUGCAAGGAGCUAGGAUUACAAUUGGUAACUCCCCAGAAAUUAAUGGCGGUAACCAAAUCUGUGGUAACAUUUCCAACCCUGCUGGACAAUUCUGGACCUUCAACUGUGAGGGGAUGGAGGGUCGCUACAUUCAUGUGUACAUUCAAGGCCGAUCAGAGUACCUUUCAUUGUGUGAGGUGGAGGUGUAUGCAGAAAGCAAUUUGAAAAAUGUUGCUCUUGAUGGAAUCGCCGCACAUUCUGGUAAGACAUGGGACUCGGGACAUGCCAUGAAAGCGAUCGAUGGUAACCGAGAUUCCAUCUGGAACCACAACUCCUGUUCACACACACAUUUUACAACCGACCCCUGGUGGAGGGUUGAUCUACUAAGGAAAUACAGAGUGCAAUCUGUGGUCAUCACCAACAGAAAAGACUGCUGUGGAGCGAGACUGAAUGGAGCUUGGAUUGUUAUUGGUAACUCCCCAGAAAUUCAUCAUAGUAACCAAAUACUUUUCAGCUGUGGUAACAUUUCCAACCCUGCUGGACAAUCCAUGACCUUCAACUGUGAGGGGAUGGAGGGUCGCUACGUUCAUGUGUUCAUUCAAGGCCGAUCAGAGUACCUUACAUUAUGUGAGGUGGAGGUGUAUGCAGAAAGCUAUUUGAAAAAUGUUGCUCUUGAUGGAAUCGCCACACAGUCUGGUGCGACAUGGGACUGGGGGCAUGCCGAUAAAGCGAUCGAUGGUAACAGAGAUUCCAACUGGUACCACUACUCCUGUUCACACACGGGUCUUGAACCCAACCCCUGGUGGAGGGUUGAUCUACUGAAGAAAUACAGAGUGCACUCUGUGGUCAUCACCAACAGAGGAGACUGCUGUGGAGAGAGACUGAAUGGAGUUAGGAUUAAAAUUGGUAACUCCCCGGAAAUUCAUGAUAGUUACCAAAUCUGUGAUAACGCCAAUGCUGGGAAAUCCUGGACCUUCAACUGUGAUGGAAUGGAGGGUCGCUACGUUCAUGUGUACAUUCAAGGCCGGUCAGAGUACCUUACAUUGUGUGAGGUGGAGGUGUAUACAGAAAGCAGUGGCCGUUUAGCAGCUCAGUUCAGUGGCGCUAGCACAUUGUCCCUAUGUGCUUGUGCACUGUUGGCAUGGAUUGCAGCAGCACUACUAACAAAAAGUCUGAGUUGAUUUGAUCUCUCUCUCUCUCUCACACACACACACACACACACACACACACACACGCAAAAUGUCCUUUCUCACACCAUGUUGACAACUUGACAAGCUGAGAUGUUCUUUUCUGCCUUUCUUUGUGUGUGCGUGUGAAAAAUAAAGAGAGAGAGAGAGAGAGA
This is a messenger RNA of Alosa alosa (allis shad), 1749 nucleotides long. RefSeq lists its product as uncharacterized. NCBI's taxonomy places the organism in Eukaryota, Metazoa, Chordata, Actinopteri, Clupeiformes, Clupeidae. The transcript has 8 exons. The record is from RefSeq and is a predicted model, not a curated record. The coding region runs from base 137 to 1588 and encodes 483 amino acids.